Chaetomium fimeti is the source of this 1991-nucleotide messenger RNA. RefSeq lists its product as uncharacterized. The record is from RefSeq and is a predicted model, not a curated record. The coding region runs from base 289 to 1725 and encodes 478 amino acids. Lineage: Eukaryota; Fungi; Ascomycota; Sordariomycetes; Sordariales; Chaetomiaceae. Gene Ontology annotation, molecular function: oxidoreductase activity. The transcript is spliced from 3 exons.
ACGUGCCCCUCAACACGUUGUGUGGUACGAAAUAUGACACUUUCUCUCACGGAGGCUCGGCAUGUUGCUGCGCCGCCGGCAGUCCGGACAUGCUGCGGUGCCCCCUGCCCUCGCUCCCACGUUUUUCGCCGGACGACCUAGCCACGAUGGGAAAGGGGAGGAAGUCUUUUGCCGUGUUUGCCCUUAAAAUGCACCGACUUCCUCCUCCACCGUGCGCUGAACAUUCCGUUGCCGUUACAUCCCAGGAACAAGACUGCAGCAACGCCUCGUGGCAUUUUUGGAACAAAGAUGCAGCUCAUCAUGCGUGUCGGCGUUAGCCUCGGCUGCCUUGCAGCCACGGUGGCGGGCGCCGCCAUCGAGUGCCGUGGCACCUGCAUUGACCGCGACGUCGUUGUCGUCGGCGGUGGCGCGUCUGGUGCCCACGCCGCUGUGUGGCUACGUGACCACGGCCACAGCGUCAUUGUCGUCGAGAAGGCCGACCAACUCGUGAGUGCACCCCCUAUUCCGGCGGGUCACACGGACUUCUACAGUGACCCGGCUACGGGCAAGUCCAUCAAUGUUGGCGUUCAGGCCUGGAUGGAGUACAAGGAUGCCUUCGACUUCCCCAAGCGCAUGAACGUGUCGACGACCGGGGCCAUGUCGUUCACCCCGAACCAGGCUAGGUUCAUCGACUACAAGACAGGCAAGCCUGUCCCCGACUACACGGCCCCCGCGGCUGCGGACAUGUACGCCGCCCUGCAGAGGUACCUCGACGUGCUCGAGCAGUACGAGGACAUGGUGCUGCCGGGCUUCUUCAACUUCCCCGACCCGGCCGACAUCCCCGAGGACCUCCUCAUGCCCUUCAUCGACUUCGUCGAGAAGUACGACCUCGCGGCUGCCGUCCCCCAGAUCUGGGACUCCACCGCCCAGGGUCUCGGUGACACCAUGAACGUGCCCACCCUGUGGGUUAUCCAGGCUUCCGGCAUCCCCAUGGUCCGCGCCUUGUUGGGCGUCGGAGCCGCUGCCGUCCCGAAUUCGGGCCGCCUGUACGACCUGUUCGAGAGCGUCGCCGAGUUCCUGGGCGACGACGUCUUGUACUCUAGCACCGUCGUCUCGACCAAGCGGUACAACGAGCAAAACCCUCAGAAGGACAUCACCUGCAUCCAGGCCAAGCGCCUCCUGCUCGCCAUCGAGCCCACUCCCGAGAACAUGGCGCCGUUCGACCUGGAUGAUGCCGAGAAGAAGAUCCUCGGCAAGUUCAAGUACCCGACCGUCUACGCCGGCAUCCUCCGCCACCCUUCUCUGCAGACGCUCAACGCCUACACCGACCGGUCGCCGGAGCCGGAGUCGUACAACUACACGCUCUUCCCCGUUGCCCCGCAGGUCGGCCGCAUCGACUACCUCGGCGGCACCGAGGACCUGUUCCAGUUCACCGCCGUCGGCACGGCCGAGGACACCCCGGAGUCGAUGAAGGCGCUCAUCGCCAAGUCGAUCGACACCAUGGUCGCGGCCGGCACGCUCCCGGAGUCCGAGGGCAGCGUCAGCUUCAACAUCUUUGCCAACCACGGCCACAUGCACGCCCACGUCUCGGCCGACGACCUCCGCGCCGGCUUCCUGCAGCAGCUCAACUCCCUCCAGGGCCGCCGCACCACCUACUACACCGGCGCCGCCUUCUCGGCUGGCUUCGCGACCGUCUUGUGGGAGUACAACAAGGUGCUCCUACCUCGCGUUGUUGAGGGGCUUUAAGCCGGGGGUCGUUGGGUUGCCAUGCCUGACCGUUUUGUUUCCAAGAUAAUAAAGACUAGGUACUUAUAAUUCAAAUGUUUGACUUUCGUUUCUUAGUAUUGUUUCUUUGGGUAAUAAAUCCAUGGAAUGCUUAUUUCAAAACCAAUACCGAUUUCUGAAAACCAGCCCCAGAUCCCCUUGCCUCGUUUCUAAUUCUUCUGAACGCUGGCCGUUGUUUCACAACCAUGAGGACCUAAAUAAGUAGGCGGUAACACUACUCCAGGUAG